Molecule: messenger RNA, 2178 nt
Organism: Aquila chrysaetos chrysaetos
Lineage: Eukaryota; Metazoa; Chordata; Aves; Accipitriformes; Accipitridae
Gene: FARS2
Product: phenylalanyl-tRNA synthetase 2, mitochondrial
Exons: 11
Coding region: 623-1984 (453 amino acids)
Biological process (GO): phenylalanyl-tRNA aminoacylation
Cellular component (GO): mitochondrion; cytoplasm
Molecular function (GO): phenylalanine-tRNA ligase activity; tRNA binding; ATP binding
Source: RefSeq, a predicted model, not a curated record
GGCGGAUCGGGGAAGCGGCGGCCGCGGCUCGGCCCGGGCCCAGCGCAAGGCCCGGGGCGGGGCCGCGGCCUGAGGGCUCUUCCCCGGCAGAGGCAGCCCCCGGGGGCGGCGGGCGGCUUUCCGGGCGGAGGGCUCCGGGCGGGUGCCGGGCCCGCCGGGUCGGUGCCGCCGCCGCGUUACUGCUCAAGCCUCGGCCUGCCCCGAAGCGCUACCGCCGCUUCCCCGCGAGGGCUCCUGUCAGCCUCGGUCGGCGCGGCUGCGAACGGCCCGAGCGCUGGCAGAGCCGGGGGAGCGUGCGUGUGGGGCCUAAGCGGCGAGGAAGGGAAAACCGGCCUUCUAAUAAACUGCACUUACCUAGCAUCCUCUUCUGCUGAAAGUUUUGCCACUCCAGGAUAACAGUGAUUUUGUAACUUACAGCAAUGGAUUAUGGUCUCAGAAGUCCUGUCAUUCUGCAGGAAAGAAAGGUUAAGCAAAACUGGUUUACAAUGCAUCUGUAAAGCAGCAAGAAUUAAGUGGAUUCCAGUCCUGGAAGAGAAGAAACAAAGCACUGGCUAAAGCUAACAGGCAAAGGAAGCAGAACUGAGGAAAGAUUGUCUCUGCUUGCGGAUCAUAAGAGUUUGCAAUGGCAAUGAUCUGGAAAUUCAUGGGAGUAGCGAAGUAUUCUAAAACAGCUUUAUCACCAAAAGUAAAGGUAAGAGGAAUUCCCACCCAUUCAAGGCAUUCUUCAUCCAAGUCUGUACCUUCAGAUUUUGGUGCCAACACACCCUGCUCAAAUACUGUGGAACUGCUUGGUAAAGCUUAUCCUCAAGAUGACUACAGCAAUGUCACAGAAAAGAUUCUUUCCAAGGUGGGGAAGAACUUGCACAACAAAAAGCAUCACCCUUUGUGGCUAAUCAAGGAGCAGGUGAAAGACCACUUUUAUAAACAAUAUAUAGGACGUCGUGGGACUCCGCUCUUUUCUGUCUAUGACGGUCUUUCUCCGGUGGUUACAGUACAGCAGAAUUUUGAUAGUUUGCUUAUCCCACAAACCCAUGCCAGCAGAAGGAAAGAGGAUAACUAUUACUUGAAUCGUGAUCACAUGCUAAGAGCACAUACAUCAGCUCAUCAGUGGGACUUGAUACACUCUGGCCUAGAUGCCUUUCUGGCAGUGGGAGAUGUCUACCGCCGUGAUACAAUUGAUAACACCCACUACCCAGUCUUCCAUCAGAUGGAAGGAGUUCGCCUCUUCUCCUGUCAUGAGUUGUUCUCCAACAUUAAAGAUGGUGAAGGUUUACAGUUGUUUGAGCAAGGUCAUCGCACUGCACACAAGCAAGAGUGUCACACCAUGGAGGCAGUGAGGCUGGUGGAGUUCAACCUGAAGCAAGUGCUCACAAAGCUCAUGACUCACAUCUUUGGUGAUGGACUUCAAGUCAGAUGGGUAGACUGCUACUUCCCGUUUACUCACCCUUCCUUUGAGAUGGAGAUCAACUUCCAAGGAGAAUGGAUGGAGGUCUUGGGCUGCGGGGUCAUGGAGCAACAGCUAGUUAACUCAGCUGGUGCUCAGGAUAAAAUUGGCUGGGCAUUUGGCUUGGGUUUGGAGAGGCUGGCCAUGAUCCUGUACAAUAUCCCUGACAUCCGACUGUUCUGGAGUGAAGACGAACGCUUCUUGAAACAGUUUAUUGUGCCUCACAUUUGGCAAAAAAUAAAAUUCCAGCCACUCAGCAGAUAUCCACCUUUGAUCAAUGACAUCUCCUUUUGGCUGCCUUCUGAGACAUACUCUAAGAAUGAUUUCUAUGAUUUGGCUCGAACCAUUGGUGGAGACCUGAUAGAAAAGGUUGUCCUAGUGGAUGAAUUUACCCAUCCAAAGACAAAGAAGGUCAGCCAUUGCUACCGUAUCAUUUACCGCCACCCGGAGAGGACUUUAACGCAGGACGAGGUGCAUCGCAUCCAUCAAGCUAUUGAGGAAUCAGCAGUUCGAGAACUUGGGGUUGAGGGCAGGUUCUAGCAAUGCUGGUCUGAAGCCCUAAUGACAGUUGCUUUUUCCUUUUUUUUUUUUUUCCCCCAUCUUUUUUUUUUUCUUUUGGGGGUUGGGGGGUACAAGUAGAGAGAGGGGGUUUUUGACUGAACCUAGCACAUGGAAAACGAUUGAUAAAUGGGCAAUGGUAAAACUACCAGAUAAUAAACAUUACUACUGAGAAA